AAAACGUCUGGUUAUUUAAAAAAAAGUAACCAUUCAUUUUGUUUCAAUUUCAUUACAAACUUUAAAAUGCUUCAUAAAUUACUGUUGAUUUUUAUAGCUUCUGGUUUGGUAGCGGCCAACACUACAAUCACCUCAGCUCAACCAUCGGCGCCAUCAACAAUACAGGCGACACCACAGGUCGCAGCACAGGCUGCGGUUCAACCCGUGGUAACUGAGAAUACGGGAACAUCCGCUGCCAUCACUACUCCGAAGACUGCCAUCAACUUCGAACAGGCGAAGAACGAUAUCAUCCGCAAUAUUCGACGCCAAUAUGCGAUUCUUCAUACCCUCACCAAUGAGUUUAAGGCCAUUUGGAGGAAUGAGACGGCCUAUGCUGAGGGCGUCUAUAAGAACAUAACCGACAAUCUUAACUAUUAUAUCACAGACCCCGACGACAAAGAGACGGCCGAAUUGGACGCAUCUUUGUCCUCAUUUUAUCCUUUUGGCGGAAAGGAAAGCGAUUAUAUCGACACCAUUGAGAAGAUGAAUGAGUACUGCAGAGAAGGCAUGAGACGCGCCAAACACAACGCAACACAGAACAAGUGA
Medioppia subpectinata is the source of this 585-nucleotide messenger RNA. Lineage: Eukaryota; Metazoa; Arthropoda; Arachnida; Sarcoptiformes; Oppiidae. The record is from the annotation of a GenBank genome assembly.